Triticum dicoccoides is the source of this 1986-nucleotide messenger RNA. Its product is annotated as F-box protein At5g07610-like. The record is from RefSeq and is a predicted model, not a curated record. The coding region runs from base 151 to 1344 and encodes 397 amino acids. The transcript is spliced from 3 exons. Gene Ontology annotation, molecular function: protein binding. Lineage: Eukaryota; Viridiplantae; Streptophyta; Magnoliopsida; Poales; Poaceae.
CCGAGCACCACCCAGUCCCCAUCCCCACUCCGAGUCCCCAGCUCCAAAGGCACUCCGCCGCCGCCGCCGCCAUCCAUCCAUCUCCGCCGCUGCCGCCGCCUACCUAUUCCACCCAAGAACCGUAGCCAGCGCUCGCGGAGGACACACGGCAUGGAGGAGCCGAUGUCCAGGCUCGACCACGACCUAAUGGCGGAGAUCCUCUCUCGAGUGCCCUACAAAUCACUCUGCAUCUGCAAGUGUGUGUGCCCUGCCUGGCGCGACCUCAUCGCCGAUCCGGCGAAUCGGAAGAAGAUUGUGCAGUCCCUGGCCGGUUUCUUCUACCACAUCCCGGCCGACUCUGCCGAGUCCCGCGGCUUGGCCGUCAACUACGCCGACCUGUCUGCCUUCCCUUGGUCAAGCGUGCCUUCUACCUACCCGCGCUUGCCACUACCGCCAGACAGCGCAGACUGUUUCCUCACUGUCAAGGAUUCCUGCGAUGGGCUGUUUCUUACCCGGAUUGGGAGGGGCACGCCGGAGCCACAAUUUGGCUACAUGGUCUCCAAUCCAGCUACCAGUGAGUAUACUCUGCUGCCCCACUCUGGCUACGCCGGCAACUGCUGUGGCUCUUACUUGGGCUUCGACAGUGGUGUCUCCACUCAAGAGUUUCAUGUGUUCGAGUUUGUGAUGGGAUGGCCAGACCAAGACCAGGAUGGGGUUCCCCCGGUUGUCACAGGACUCAACAUUUACUCUUCCCAAACUGGUGCAUGGGUAGCAAUGGAACCCAAAUGGGACAUCCAAGUUAGCUUGUGCGACGGUCAACUUGGAGUUUUCCGUGGGGGGUGUUUGCACCUGCUCAUACAUCUUGAUGGGCUGGCAAUUGUUGAUGCACAAGGGCUAAAAUGGAGGACCAUCCCCGUGCCAAAUUUCAUCGAUCCGAGUUUCUCGGGUUUCAUCGGAAAAUCUGCAGGACAACUGUUUUAUAUCAACUCUGACGACAGUGAAGAAGGAUAUGGCUCGACCUCAUUCUCAACUAUAUCUGUCUACGUUCUCGGUAGCGGGAUCUAUAACUGGGAUGCAUCUUAUUUGGACGACGGAUGCACGCAUUGGAUAUUGCUGCACAAGCUUUCAGAAGUGAUUCCAAAGGAGAAUUUUUGUCUCGGCUGGGACCUCAAAGUCGUCGGAGUACACCCACAUGCCAAUAUCAUCUUUAUGGCUGAUUUCAACAAUAAUGAACUGUUGGCAUAUGAUUUGGAUCAUCGUGAAAGUACAGCUGUACACCACAUUGAGCGGACCUACCUCGCGCAUGAGCAAUAUUUCCCAUAUGUGCCGCUGCUGUCCAGCCUACGGCUGGCAACUCCCAGUUGAUGAAUAUUCCACUGAUUGAGAAUGGGAAGCCAUGGACGAGGUGCUCAGUUGGCCGUUGCGUUUUCAAGUGAACUGUUCACAAAGAUUCAAACGGAGAUGAUGUAUUGUAUGAGACAUUUCCGUGUGUAACUCUAUUGGCUAAGCCAGAAUUAUUUAUCUUCUACUAUGGAUGUGUACAAGACACUUGAUGUUUGCAUAUGUGUGCACCAUGUAAUGUGAUCAUGCUAGCUCAAAAGGUUGAGAAAGAGAUUGCAGAGAGGAUCCUCAGGAAACUUCUAUUGAAGCUCCGAAGGUUGUACUGAUUUUCCUCUUGGCCUCACACAUAAGUGCGGAAUAUAUUCAGUCAGAUAUGCAUAUAACCUUGCCAGAUCACAACUACUCUGGAAAAAUCAAAGUGAUGAUGCUAAAAUUAGCAUGGUCAAAUCAGGGGACUAUGGAAAAAGCUUGGAGAAAACUAUUGAGAAUUCAAUGCCCUAACUAGAUGAAGUUGGUUUUAUUCAUGUGCGAUCAACCCCAACAAGGUAUGAUUGUCAUCUUUGUAAUCGAGAGGAAAAUGUGGAGCAUUGUUUUUUUGUAAUGCCAAUAUGUUAAAGAAAUACGGAAAGAGCAGAAAGGUUAUGGUAUUUGCCUGAAGCUUAAAUU